AUGCUCGUCGUCUCGUGGUGCUCGAGCUCCACCCCCUCACGAGCCCACACUGCCUUGAGGGGAUGCCGGUUGGAAAUACCGACUGCGAACCCUCACUCUAGUGCAAGACCUUUGGGUCUUGAGUGUCUGUCCGAGGGCAUUAGUGAUCACCGUUGCAUCCUCUUCCGAGGUCCGUUCUAA
Molecule: messenger RNA, 180 nt
Organism: Podospora pseudopauciseta
Lineage: Eukaryota; Fungi; Ascomycota; Sordariomycetes; Sordariales; Podosporaceae
Exons: 4
Coding region: 1-180 (59 amino acids)
Source: RefSeq, a predicted model, not a curated record